AUGCCAUUAGAUUCCGGAGUGUUACCCGAUGUGGUGGUCGGCAAGGGCUCCAAUAACUGUCAAGAGUCCCGAGAUUAUACAUGCAUCCCUCCACAUAACUAUGACGACUGGUUACAAAGUGAGGAGUGGACGUUUCUGGCGUGUACAUGCCUGGGAGCAGGACACGCUCUAAGCUUUCUCGUCACGCGCUGGAGUUUAGGAAUGAGGGCAUAUUUGACUUAUCGUAAUGCUAAAACUGUACACGAAGCCUCGCAUAUUCGCCUUGUAGCAGCACCCUAUAGUGGCAAAGGGGAUAUUGUACCAAUCACGCGAAGGGACAAAAACGACAAGGAUAGUUUCACGUUCAAGUAUCAAUCCGACACGUAUCUCUACAACCCACAGGAUAAUACCUUCGCGCCAAUAUCUUAUCCAUCCGAUUCUAAACCACCUCUAUCAACAUUUAAUACGCCAAACAAGGGAGCCAAGACCAUUGGGAUAACUAGCCAAGAUGUUGAAAAGAUGACUACCUUAUACGGCAAGAACGAGUUUGACAUACCUAUCCCCAGCUUUACUGCACUCUUUGCGGAGCACGCUGUGGCACCAUUCUUCGUCUUUCAGAUAUUUUGUGUGGCUUUAUGGUGUCUGGACGAAUAUUGGUAUUACUCGUACGUCUCUAUCUUCACAACGUAG
Molecule: messenger RNA, 669 nt
Organism: Acaulospora colombiana
Lineage: Eukaryota; Fungi; Glomeromycota; Glomeromycetes; Diversisporales; Acaulosporaceae
Source: the annotation of a GenBank genome assembly